Messenger RNA from Bombus huntii, 4427 nucleotides. RefSeq names its product lachesin-like. Gene Ontology annotation, cellular component: neuron projection. The transcript has 11 exons. Lineage: Eukaryota; Metazoa; Arthropoda; Insecta; Hymenoptera; Apidae. The record is from RefSeq and is a predicted model, not a curated record. The coding region runs from base 490 to 1788 and encodes 432 amino acids.
CGGAAAAGUUUCUACAUACGAGGUUAACUGACUUGUGGUUCUCUGGAAGAUUUUAAGAUAUGAGGAACUUCCACGAGGGUAUCGGAGCAGAUUUGAAAUAAAUUCAUUUAAAUAAAAUAAAUAAAAAAAUCUGAUUCCCUUUAUUUCACACGUGCAAUCGAAAGAGGGAUGAGUUUCGCGAAUUGAAAGAAGAUCUCCGCGUGUUCUUCAUAUGUACAUACAUAUUUUGUGACAAGUCGUUGACAAUGAAAACGGGACGAAUUUUUUAGUUACACUAGGAGGAUGUUUUUCUAUUCGGGAUAACUCAAAAAUUCAGUGAAUCAUUGUGUAUCGAUGAAGAUCGAUGGAGUUGAGGAUCUAUGUAAGUUCCAUCGAGUCUCGAGUAGCACUCCGUCUCGAUGCUGAUAACUCGAUUGUGGUUAUGUUAAUGGAAGACUGAUCGCGAAUGAGGAAACCAUCCAACGUUUCACCAUCGAUAACCGUAACAAAAUGGUGAAUCGGCAAAAAGCACUACUGAUGACGUUAAUAGCUCUCUUAAUUUAUCCGAACGACAUUUUUGGCGGUGCUUUUCCACCUGAAUUCGCUGAUACUAUCCAAAAUGUAACGGUAUCGCUGGGAAGGGACGCAACUUUUACGUGUCUGGUCAAUCAUUUAGGGGGCUACAGGGUUGGUUGGCUGAAAGUGGAUACUAAGGCGAUCCAGGCGAUCCACGAUCACGUAAUAACUCACAAUAACAGGGUCUCGGUAUCACAUAGAGACCAUACUACUUGGAAUCUUCACAUAAAGAACGUACAAGAGCAAGACGAGGGACGCUACAUGUGUCAGAUUAACACAGAUCCGAUGAAAAGCCAGACAGGUAUGUUAUCGGUUGUCGUGCCACCGGACUUUAUUCCCGAAGAAACAUCUAGCGACGUCAUGGUACGCGAAGGAGGGCAGGUGAAGCUGAUGUGUCGUGCAAGAGGCGUGCCUCCACCUAGCAUAUCGUGGCGCAGAGAAGACGGAAAGAACAUUAUAAUUCGAAAACCAUUUGCAGGGAACGCCUUGAACCAGAAGUCUCAUGAUAGCGUUCAUAAAAUUGCGGAAUGGUUGGGCGAAGAGCUAAGACUGAUGAAGAUUUCGAGGAACGAAAUGGGAGUUUAUCUGUGCAUCGCUAUCAACGGUGUGCCACCGGCGGUCAGCAAACGUAUUUCUAUCAACGUCCAUUUCUCGCCGGUAAUUCAUGUGCCUAAUCAACUGGUAGGUGCUCCUCUGGAUACAGAUGUAGUCUUGGAAUGUUUUGUCGAGGCUUCGCCCAAGUCAAUUAAUUAUUGGGUCAAGGAUAACGCGAUGAUAAUAUCAAGCCAACAACAUGACGUGCAGACAAUUGAAAAAUCAAGGUUCGAGGUCCGGAUGGUGUUAACAAUUCGCAAUUUACAAAAAGACAACGUGGGUACUUACAAGUGUGUGGCAAAAAAUUCUCUUGGUGACGUUGAGAGCAGUAUUCGAUUGUAUGAAAUUUCAGGACCUACGAAAGCUCAAACAGCGGCUCGGCCAUCUGUUUACGAUGAAGAGGAUGAAACCGUCUAUGGUUCAGCAGAAAUUGAGAAAAUCGAAAACAAGCUUCUAUUUAUGGAUAACAUGAUCAAUGGAUACGUAGAAUAUCCAUCGGUUGCAACUUCAAUGCCGACUGUAAGGAUCGGUAAGAAGAGGCAAACGAUCGGCGCGAAUUCCAACGCGGAUCAUCGCCGACGAGGCUCUGAUCUCCUUAUCGUCCUAAUGCUCAUUAUCGGUCAUCAGAAAUGUCAGUGAACGAACAGUCUGGUAAAGGUUUGGAGAACUUGCUGCUAUUAUACAUACAUCCAGAUCGUAACAAUUCGUAAGAAAGGAUUGAUGGUAAGAAGGAUGACGGCGUGUUUUAUACAUCGGUUGAUUCUGUACAGAUCCAGCCUGUAUUCACAUUCUUCGGAGACUUAUUCAUUUAAAUCAAAAGAUUUAGAUCAAAAAGAAAGUACACAUGCUGUAACGAAUAAGAACCAGAAACUAAGAAAUUAAGAAAUUGUCAACGAGAAUUUUUUUUUUGAAAAAUGAGACGAAUUUAUAUUAAAAUUGUCUCCUCAAAAGCAAUCUCCUAUAAAGGAAAGGAGAUAUUAGUACUAAUAGCGCAAGCUUUAUUUAUCGAAUGAUUAAUCGUUUCGAAGUUAUGACUCAAAUUAUAAAUAUACAUAUUUUUUAAUUAAAAAAUAUAUUGUACGGAUACGGUAUGUCGCUUGAAAUUUCCAUCACGAGGUUUAUAUAAUAUCUCCUUUUGAAGUAAAAAUAUUUGAUAGGAAAUGGUAGACAAUUUAGUAACCAACUAAAUAGUAAACAAAUGUUUGCAAACAUCUUUAAUAAUUAUUUUUAAGAGCAAGAUAAUAGUUUUAUUGCGGUGUUAUAAAAUCCUGAAGAAUAUAUCAACAAAAACCAUGUAACUGAUUAAGGUUGUAAUUGAUGCUUGACAAAUUAUUUCUGAAAUAUGCUCAUAAUUGAACUAUAUUUUCAUAUUUUUUUAAUCAAUAGUCCAUAUAUACUUCUACGUAAGUAAACUUUAGAGUAAAGGGAUGCGUUCCGUAUCCUAAAAUUGAAAGGGUCACAUUCUUUUUUUUUCGUUUCUUUUCUUUGAAGUUAAAUAUUCUAUUCAUACUCAUUCAAUGUUCAUACUAAUUCAUUCAACUCAAAUAGCAAGUGUAAUUAUCCUGAAGUACUGCGCAAUGGGACAUUGUCCUAAGACCCACGCUUUAAUAUUCGCCGAUUUUCGAAAUCUGUUAAAAUUUACAUUUUAAGUAAAAAAUCUAAAAAAUUUUUAAUUUCUAAACAUACAUCUACAAAAGAAGAUUCGUGAAGCCAAGAAAAGAUAUUUUCUGUUAUAAAAUGAUAUGUAUAUCAUUUUACUUAUACGUGACUAAUAAUGGAUAAAAGGUUUACAGAACUCGUAUUUUUAUGUGACUGGCAUAAUAUGUUCUAUCCUAUAAAUAUGAGCUUGCCUUUUAUUCUGUAAGAUUGUUAUCACUCCAACAUUCCUUAACACGAAGAGAGAAUGAGAUUGAACUAACUAGCCUCCCCCCUUUAUUGUAGCAAAGGUAGACAAUCUAACUUGAGCAUAUAUACAUAUAAAUAUAAUUCAUAUAUGUAUGUAUAUAUGUAUUACAUAGGUACGUAAUAGAGAAAAUGAGAAAUGUGAUUUGCGAGCAUAUAGCGAAGUGAGAUAUUAAAGCUUCACUUCGAAUUAAAAAUAAAUAGAUGAAAUAUGUAUAUUAUCAAAAUUAUUCCUGUUGUAUGCGAAUAUGUUGUUUGUAUCGAUCUAACAUGCUUGAUUAUUCAUAUCAAUAUGUAUUUUGUUUCGUUUACUCGCUGAGAGAAAAAAUGUGGCACUUUUAGUCCUCUAUAAGGUCUACUACAGGUAGUGCUAUACAUAAGUACACGAUACGAUUGCAGCGCGAAUGUUCAAUAAAACUAUUGGAUGUAUGUAAGUUGCAACCUCGUUUCCUACCUAGACGCACGAUUUCACAAAAGAAUAUCUAGAACAUUUUUAUAGACUUCGAUACGAUUUAAUAGACGAAAAUUUCUUUCCUAGAAAUUCCUGUUCUUUUGACAAAUUAAUACACGAAAGUCGUAAAAGACUUUUUAGAGUUGUUGAAACUGAUCCAACUUAAAUUCGAUACAUCUAAUGAAAAUUUUGCACUUUUAACAAAUUUAGUUAUAACUAAUUGAAAGAUUCAUUUUGAUCGCGUCAUAACGCUCUCCGUUAUCAAUCCCUGUUAUUCUACGCUCUGAUUAAAGUCAAUAUCAAAUAUAAAUGGCUAAUGGGAAAAUUUUCAGUAAUCCGAUCCUAUACGUUAACUUUGAAAGAUGAUUGAAAAAAUAUGAAACGACGAUGCGAGAAUAAGAAACUCAAAGAGGAACAAUACCAAGAAGAGCAGAAAAAGGUAAAAAAUACAAUCCUGGCAACAUAUAAACAUGGCCAUACGCAUAUGAGACAUAUACGUUAUAUUCGCGAAUCAUACAGCCACGUGUGUAUUUACUUUUCAGUUUUAACGGCAAUAAAUUUGCGUGACGUACAUGUACAUAUUUUUGUACACGUAUCUAUGUACCAUAUACACUUGCAUAAGUACUACUUAUUAAGUAUUACUAAGUAUAUACCUGCACAUGUAUAUGCGUGUGCAUACUGACAUAUCAGGGUAACUGAGAUAUCUCUAUACAGUUACCCAUUACUAUUCUUAGACACACUCCAUCAUAGUUUUCCUCUGCAGCAUCAUCGCGACGAAAAAUCAUUCUCUCGUGAGGUCGUAUUGGCGAGUUACUUAGCGUCUUUACGCUCGGUGGAUAUUUCACAUUUUAACAAAGAGUUAGUUUAGUUAUACUUCCACCAUAGCCAAGCAAGUCGAGUACGAUUUGGACUUUGGAAGAAAGCG